GUGACAUGAUCUGUUCUGCUCCUUUCACCCGAAUACUACAAAAAUAUGCAUCUGCAGAUAUCCUUCUCUGCAAUAACUAACCUAGAGCUUCUAUUCAUAUACUUAUAUCUGUUAUCUAUGCCCCUGCUGACGCGGGCCAGCCAGAUAUGACAGCAAUGUCACGAAGGUGACGCUAGCGAAUCAUUUUCACUUUCAAAAAAGUACCCAAAUAUCCAACGCAAUAUAACAAAUUGAACAAACCCAAUGAUGGGAGCAAAAAGUACCCCGAAACCCGUAACCAAAUCUGGUAAAAUAUUCUCUGCCCAUAUUAAUAAAAAAUACUAUUACUCAUACAAUAUUUGUUUACAGGAUCAUUUUUUUUUAUAUCUCUCUUUCAUAAAGUCGAAAAGAGUCACUGUUGUGCAUAUGAUGAUGGCUAAGCCUCACAAACUCGUGCCUUUCUACGCUACACUUCUCGACGCUUGUUCUUCCUCGAAGCACUUGAAAAAUCUAAAACGAAUCCACGCGCUAACCAUUACCUUAGGCAUUUCACGCAAUGACUUCAUUCGAAGCAAGCUUGUGUCUUCCUACGCUUGCUGUGCCCAAUUGCACGAAGCCAAUAUCCUCUUUUCUUUCACCAUUCGCCAACCCACUUUCCUCUUUAACUCUCUCAUCAGAGCUUAUUCCUCUCUCAACUUGUUCUCCCAAUCCCUCUGCAUCUUUCGCCAAAUGGUGCUUGCUCGGAAACCCUUUGAUCGUCACACCUUACCCGUGGUGCUCAAAUCUUGUGCCGGCUUAUCGGCUCUGCGGCUCGGGCAACAAGUCCAUGGAGCAGUUUUGGUUAAUGGGUUUGGCUUAGAUUUGGCAAAUUCGAAUGCUUUGAUAAACAUGUAUAGUAAGUGCGGACAUUUGGUAUAUGCACGCAAGCUGUUUGAUAGAAUGUGGCAAAGGAAUGAGAUUACGUUUUCAACUAUGAUGGCGGGUUAUGGAAUGCAUGGGAAGUGUGGGGAGGUGUUUGAGCUGUUUGAUAAAAUGGUGGAGGCGGGGGAGAGGCCAGAUGGUGUGACUUUUACUGCAGUUUUGAGUGCAUGCAGUCAUGGGGGGUUUAUAGAUAAGGGGAGGGAAUAUCUUAAGAUGAUGGAGGUGAGGUUUGGGGUUAAACCUGGAUUGCAUCAUUAUACGUGCAUGGUGGAUAUGUUGGGGAGGGUUGGACAGGUGGAGGAAGCAGAGAAGUUAAUUUUGAGAAUGGAGGUUAAGCCCGAUGAAGCUUUGUGGGGUGCCUUGUUAGGAGCAUGUAAAACUCAUGGGAAGCUUGAGGUGACUGAGAGAGUAGAAGAGAGGGUUUAUGGAAGGGAAUUGAGUUUUGCAUCGUCGGUUUGACUUUAUUGUUUGACUUUAUUGUACGUGGUAUUUGCUGAUGAGAGAAAGCGUACAACUUAAGGAUAAUUAAGCAUGCACAUGUAUCUUGCUUGGCCAUAGUUUUAACUUUGUAUUCAUUAUUAUAUAACCAGUUUUGAUCGAAUCUUUCAAAUUUA
Molecule: messenger RNA, 1514 nt
Organism: Glycine soja
Lineage: Eukaryota; Viridiplantae; Streptophyta; Magnoliopsida; Fabales; Fabaceae
Product: pentatricopeptide repeat-containing protein At4g16470-like
Exons: 1
Coding region: 244-1359 (371 amino acids)
Biological process (GO): RNA modification
Molecular function (GO): RNA binding; protein binding
Source: RefSeq, a predicted model, not a curated record